GUAUCUCUCAGUGGUCUACAGAUUUUUUUUUUCUGGACAAUUGCAUCCUGCUUUCUCAACCUCUAUCUCUCACAAUAACAGUUGAAUUAUAAUAUUAUUUUCUCAUAAUGCUGCUUUUAGUUUAUUGAGUUUAUGUGCUUUUUUGGCAAUUUUAAAUAAAACGGAAAAGGAGUGUAUAAUGUUCACUGGAUGUAUUUAAUACCUUGUUUCUUUUGCAUUACAGACAGCUGGAACAACUCAAGAUGAGUAAAACGAAUAAUUUUGAUGCUCAAAGCACAUUCUGUGUUCUCUGUGGACGGACAGAUGACUGCACUGAAAAGUAUGGAGAAAAAAGGACCUAUGUGGAAUACGAUCUCACUGUUCAUUAUUACUGUUUGUUGAUGUCAAGUGGCAUUUGGCAGAGAGGUGAAGAAGAUGAAGGUGUAGAUGGAUUUUUAAUCACGGAUAUUAGAAAAGAAGUAAAGAGAGCUGCAAAACUGAAAUGUAAUAUCUGUAAGAAAAAGGGAGCUUCAAUUGGAUGUGUAGCUCCUAAAUGCAAACGAAGUUACCAUUUUCCUUGUGGGUUACAAAGGGAAUGCAUUUUCCAGUUUAUGGAAGACUUCAGAUCUUACUGUUGGGAGCAUAGACCAGUCCAAGAGUUUACGGAUAAAGAACUUAGAGGAGCUUCACAGUGCACAAUAUGCCUGGAUUUGGUUGAACAUCUUCCAGUGUACACUGUAUUGAGAAGUCCUUGCUGUAAAAACGCUUGGUUUCAUCGAGAAUGCUUGCAGUAUCAAGCUUUGAGUGCUGGGCUAUUUUUCUUUAGGUGCACAGUAUGUAAUAACAAGGACAAAUUUCAAAAAGAAAUGUUGAGAAUGGGCAUACACAUUCCAGAAAGGGAUGCGUCUUGGGAACUUGAAGAAAAUGCAUAUCAAGACUUACUGCAUUGUUAUCAACACUGUGAUGUUAAAAGAUGUCUCUGCAGGAAAGGAAGAGAUUAUAAUGAACCUGAUAGUAAAUGGGAAAUAAAGCGUUGCCAGUACUGCGGUUCUCGUGGGACUCACUUGGCCUGUUCAUCUAUGAGGUCGUGGGAAGAAAACUGGGAGUGCAUGGAAUGCAGAAGUAUCUUUGCAAAAUCAGGGAAGUAUAGCAAACAGAAAAAGCGUUCUUUGGGUACCUCUGAAAAGACAAAUGGAACACCUUGUAUCCUGGAAGAGCCAUCUCCAAAGUUCCCUCGGCAGUCUUCUGGAUCUCCACGCAAUUUUCUGCUCCAAUCACCAAAGAUAAUGUGCCAGAACUUGUCACCGUGCUCACACCGAGAACUUCCAGCAUCCGACAGAGUGACAAUGUCCUUAUCUCCAAUGAUGUCAAACAGGAACUGGUCCCUGAGGCACAGGCGUUUAGGAGAGCAAAGAAGGGAAGUUUGUAAUAUACUGAAGGAGUUAAAGGUACAAGUUAAAACAAAACCAACAAGACUUAACAUCAAUGCAGAAAAUAUUUGGAGUAGUGCUUUAAAAGGGUUUAGACAGCGCAUCUUCAGUCCCACAAACACUAUUGAAGUAAGUUUCUCAAACUGCAAAAAUAGAUCGAAGACAAAUACUUCUGCUGCAUCAAAACACCAUUUCUUCCAGUUGUUAAUGCUUCACCUUCAGAAUUCAUCAUUGUUUGAGGGCUCUUCUGGAAAGAAUUUGUCGCUUGAUUUUCAAGCUCUAGAAGAAAAUCUUUAUUUUGAAGCUGGUAAAAUGAUUGCAGUUUCUCUGGUUCAUGGUGGUCCAUCUCCUGGUUUCUUUUCCAAAACACUGUUCAAUUGUCUUGUCUAUGGUCCAGAGAAUGUGAAGCCAGCUUUGGAAGAUGUUGCUGAUGAUGAUGUAGCACAAACAAUAAAAAAGAUAAAAUAUGCAAAUAGUCUGUCCAGCCUACAGUCUACACUACAGGACUGCUGUGAAUUCCUCGCUGCUGCUGGAUGUUUAAGACCUGUAACAGCUUUGUGUGAUAAGAAAGUGCUGGUGAAUGACAUAUUGAUGUCCUAUGUAAUCAAGAGAGUUACUUUACCCUUAGAAAGUUUUAGGCAGGGUUUGAAAACCCUUGGCGUUUUAGAGAAAAUGCAAAUGCACCCAGAUGUGUUCUCUAGCAUAAUGUGCCACAAACCCGAAAGACUUUCAGCAAAAACUGUUUGUGAUCUCUUUACAAUCCAUUCCUCAUCAGAUGUAAAUAAAGUUGAAGGUGCUGAUUUUUGGAUGGGCUAUUUGCAAGAUGUGGAAAGUGGUGAGUCUGUAGUGACAUUGGAGGAUGUUCUGCUGUUUGUAACAGGCUCCUGUUAUAUACCAUCCAUUGGUUUUGAUCCUGAACCUACUAUUAAAUUUUUGCGUAUAAGGUAUCCCAUUGGAAACAGACUUCUUAAUUGCUUAGAGCUUCCUAUAACAAAGACGUAUCAGCAGUUCAAAAAUAAAAUGGAGUUCACCAUCAGAAACACACUAAGACUCGAAAGGGAAUAAGUAUUUUUGCUAUUGAACUGAAUGUUGGAAAUCUGCAUUUUCCAUAGGAACGUCUGCUUUCAGUUCGCUACUGUAUUUUUGGACAACAUGCUUUUAGUAUUUUUCCAACCUUUCCCCCAAAAUUGUGUGCUAAAAGUUGUAAUGUUAUGAGAUGGAAGACAAUUUUCAAAUUAAAAAAAACUUUCUCUUCUGAAUAAUUUUCCUGUUGAAGUUGACCUUAAGUGUCCUCUUGCAGAAGUAGUUUAAAUGUCAGCUUUUGCUGUAGACAGGUAUGAAAUGUUAUCACACUCUGUAACAGGUAAGUAUGUGGAUUGUAUCAAAUACUUAGGUAACUUAUUUAUCAGAAACAAACCAGGUAAAUUUUAAAGAUAAUUGCUGUAGAGCAUUGUCUUGCGUAAAAACUGUGAUGCAGUUUUUCAGUAUAUGUAUAUUUUUUCAGUAAUUGUUUUGUAUGGAUUCAUUUACAUUCUGAUGGUUCAUAGAAACUUAGGAAACUUUUAAAAAUACUUGUAGUUUUUAUGAUCAUUGUGGCUAGUGCAUUCAAGGUCUGGAGAAAACAUAGGUAAAAUAAUACAGAAUAAGGACAAAGUCCAGUUGAACUUAUCUCUGUUUUUAAAGAAAAUCUUUGACAUUUGCACGUUUCUGCCUUCUACUGUCAUGCAUUAAUUUUUAAUUACUCAGAGAUCCAAAACAGUAAAAACCAGAAGGAAAUGUUGAACACGCAACAAUAACUAGUCUUUCAAACUGAAAUGUAGGAGCUAGACUUAAUGUUGUUGAGUAUGAAAGAAUAAAAUUUGUUGCUCAUUAGAACAUGUAAACUUGUUUUCCAUUAAAGUAUUUUCAUACGACCAUGCACUAAAGCUCUCCCUUAAACUAAAGGCAGUCUACCAUCAAGCUUGUCCAGGCCUGACACUUUUCUAGCUUUUAUUUUAAACUCUUCCAGUUCAUAGGUGCAUUCUGAGCACUGUAUGAAAUAUAUUUUAGUGCUGUGGUAAUUCAGUGCUGCUGUGAAAGUGGCAGGGCCAUUAAAGCUGUAAAAGAUAAGUAGUGAAAUUCCUAUAAAGCAACACUUUGUUGUUAUUACUAAAACUAUGACAUUAAGAAGACAUUUAAAUACAUUCUUUUUAAAUGUAUGCUGCUGUCUGUUUCGAAAUUAUGCUAUUUCCCUCUGUUAGUUUUGACCACCUGUACUAUAUGUCCUGAACACAAGUUUUGCUGUAGAUGUAAUAUAGAUACAUAUGUAUAUGUAUGCACAUUCUUCAAAAUAAUGGAAAGUAAUUAUACUCUUUUUUUAUUAAUACAGCUUGGUUUGAAUUGAAAAUACAAGCAGGAUUGCUUUACAUUUGAAUUCCUUGGCAAGGAAGUGCAGCCACAGUAAUUAUAAAUGGAUAGGUGCUUCUGAAAAAAUAAUAGAAAGUCUAAGGAAAUCAUUGCAAGUCUUAGAUAAGACAUUUCUUAUUAAUAGUGCCUAAAACAAUCUAAUUGCAUCAGUCUUGUUAUUAUAAAUUUAAGAAUAUUAGAAAUUAAGACAGGAUUAGCAGUGGUUUUUGCUUGUUGGGCGAAAGCAUAUUCAAGUCUCCUUUAAAAUAAAUAUAUGAUCUCUUGGAGAAUGUAAUUUUACUUGUUUAUAUACUAAGUGUUUUCUCAUUGUUUUUUCUCCUAUAAUACUCUGUGUUUCUGAUCUGUGCAUAAUUUUUGACUCUCAUUCUGCUAAUAAAUUCUUUGUAUUCUUAGCCUUCACAAUGUUCUAUCACCAUUAUAAAGAGUGGUUUGGCACAAAUUUGUUUACAUAAUAAGGAUUCGUAUUGUAUGUUUGUAUUUUUCAAAUACAACGAGUUUCUUGCAGAUAUACUUUAAAAAUGAGUGCAGUAUUUGUUUUUCUUUGCUAGUUAAAGAUAAAUGUGUUCUGUAAUGUUAGUCUUCCAACUGAGAUGUACAGAUUUUACAAAAGCAAGCAGAGUGUGAUUAAUUUUAAAGGACAAGGACUUUUGGUACCUGCAGCGGCAAGAGAAAUUGUUCAGAACCUGGAAUUAAAUAAACUGCAUUUUAAAACCUUAAAUGGAGAAAGAAAUAAUAAAAUAAUGUGAAUAUAAGGCUUCAAAACAUACCUGAGAUUACAAAAAUAGAGUUCACACCUAUUAUUUCUUUUAAACUCAGCAGUUGAAAGGCUUUUAUACAAAGGCAGACCAAACCUAUAUGCCAGGUGUAAAAAAUGUUAACUUUAAAAUGAUCUGCUAUACAAUGUUAUAUCCAAACACUGAAUUUGUAAAAUCACAUAUUACAGUAUGUAAUAUUGCUUGAAAGGGUUUUUCUUGCACAGAAUUUGUUCCCAUUUUCUAGUAGUGACAUGUACACCCUCAGGACAAGUCAUCUUUUCCUUUUCUUUGGGUUUGAUCAGCUCUGUCUAGACACUCCAAUAUAGUACUUCAUGUAUUCAAAUUGUAUUCCUAAAUUCUGCUUUGGAAAGGAAUUUCCUCCUUUUCAGCAUUUAUUUAUACAAACCAGUCAUAAAUGUAUUUGAACUGUUCAUUAGAAUUCCAUUGAAUAGGCUAACUUCCAAGCACAGAAUGGCCUCCCUUGUCAUGAAAUUGUAAGAGCAGUUUAUGUAGCUAUAAGGACUGUAGGUUUUUUGUUGUUGUAGCAGAUCACUGAAGUGCAAUAUUGUGGGGUAAUUUUCAUUUUUCAUAAACAUAACCUGAGGCACACCUGGAAAUUAGGGAGGCUGCUUACUUUCAGUAUUUCUGUAACACAGGGAGAAUAAUUGUAUAUGCAUCAGUUGUUUAUUAAAUAUAUUCUUGUAGAAGCUGCAUCUUUUAUAAGAUUUGUCAGCACCACAAAAGAACUUAUUACAGUCCUUUUUGUGUUUGGCCAAAGAACUUCACCCCACAGUUUCUGCAUCAAACCCUUCGUUUCCAUCUGGAAUUAGUACAUCAAAUAAGCUAUUUAUUUUCUAGAGUGAUAAUUUUCUACUAAACAGUAAUAUAUUAGUAUUAGUGGGUUUAGAAUGGUCUCCUUAACAAUGUGUGUAUAUUUUAAAAAAUCCUCAAGUAUUUUAGCUCUAUGUUUGAAAAACCAAGGAAUAAGAAAUUUCUGUGACUUGUAUUUUUACCCAUUCAGAGGAUUCUUACCAGAAAAAGCUGUUAGCCUUUUUAACUGAUUUAAGAGUGAAAUAUAGUCCAAAGUAGAAAAAAAUUGUUUAUACUAAAAGUUUAAACCAUUGUGUGCUGCAGUUUUGAUUAUUUUCAUGAAGAUAUUAAGUCCUGGAAUUUGAAAACACUAGGUUUUGAGUGUUAAUUAAUAAUUCACAGUCACAUUCUGUAUAUGCAUUUUGAAAAUAGUAUCCGAAAAUCUGAUUUAAAUAGAAAGAAUUACAACUUUGAACCCUACAAAAUACACUUUUCAAGUUUAUCUUGAAUCUGUUUUAUAUAGUAAAGCAUGUUUAAAGCUAAAACUUUACUGUUUCUUACGUAAGCGUAUGUCUAGUUAGACAAAAGAAAAAAUUAAAAUGCAAAAAAGCUUUUGAAGUGUCAAAUCAUAUGUAUACAGAAAAUAAUUUUUAAACUGUUAACGUUUGUAAAGAACCCUCUGAAUUUGUAUUACAUGAACAAUGUUCUUUUUAACGUUUUGGUAUUUAGAAUGUUAUGCAACAAAAUGUAAUUCUGUAAAUUUUUUUAGCUCUAACUUGAACUGCAGGAUCAGUGCCUGAACUGUUGCAUAUUCAAGCAAUGUUUUACAUGACAGGUGUAGCAUCAGUGUUGAAAUAAUCAUUAAUUGUGGGGAAUACGGUGUAAAUGUCCAAAGUGCAAUAAAAGGUUAAAUACGUA
This is a messenger RNA of Sturnus vulgaris (Common starling), 6298 nucleotides long. It is a transcript of the gene G2E3, whose product is annotated as G2/M-phase specific E3 ubiquitin protein ligase. The record is from RefSeq and is a predicted model, not a curated record. Gene Ontology annotation, cellular component: nucleus. Gene Ontology annotation, molecular function: ubiquitin-protein transferase activity. NCBI's taxonomy places the organism in Eukaryota, Metazoa, Chordata, Aves, Passeriformes, Sturnidae.